Molecule: messenger RNA, 378 nt
Organism: Myxozyma melibiosi
Lineage: Eukaryota; Fungi; Ascomycota; Lipomycetes; Lipomycetales; Lipomycetaceae
Exons: 1
Coding region: 1-378 (125 amino acids)
Source: RefSeq, a predicted model, not a curated record
AUGACAAGUUGGCUCGAAGACUACUGCUUUGUCUGCGACAAGGUCUGCCCCUCGGGAUCAAUCUACUGUUCAGAGUCCUGCAAGCACUUCGACUUUGAACGCGCAAAGUCGCAGUCGCCCCCGAUCUCCCCUCCCCUCCUCCCCGUGCAGUCGUCUGUGAACGAGUCCGGCCGCCGGUCGUCCGCCAUCCAGGUCCAGCUCGAGCUCUCGCCGCCAUCAAACUACCUCGUGCCCUUUUACGAGUCGACCUCAGAUCGGUACUAUGGCCGCCAGCAGUCUAGAUCAUCCACCCGGAGCAGUAGUUCCGACGGCGAACGCGGUCGCCGCGCCAGUGCCCAACACGAUCUCUUCCGAGGCCGCCAGCCUCUGUUUAGCUAG